GCGGUGAGGCGGGGACGGGCCGGCGGGCGCCGUUUGUCAGCCCUAUUGACAGACGUGAUGGGGUUUCCGUCCGUGAUCAAUGAUUCUCAUCUCCGGGCCGAAUGAGCCGCGGGGCGCCCAUCCAUCCCCGUCAGCAUCGCGCGGCGGCAGCCGCCCGAGGCCCCGCCCGUCCCCACCUCGGCCCCUGCCCUGCGCCUGCCCCGACACACCUUGGCCCUGAACAGGGCAGAGGCCCGGGGCUUGGAGAGCGUCGUCCGGCUGGGCUCCGCGGCGCCCCCACUCCGGGUGCACGGGCCCGGAGCCCAGAGCCCCACGCCCUGCCCCGUUCCUCCUGGGCGCACAGACGCGGCCUCUCGGGGGACCAGUGCCUGAGCCCCUCGACCCCCUCCGCUUCGCACCUGGGCCAGGGGCGUGUCCGGGGCGUGCCGGUUGUGAAAGUCACCUUCGGUGCCCCCAGCUGGGCGGGAGGGGGCGCGCGGGGCGCGGCCGGGAUUGGAGCGCCGCGGAGCCCCGCCCCCCGCCCGCGGAGUCAGACCCAACUUUCUCCCCCGCCCGCGCCCCGCCCCCAGCGCCGGCUCCGCGCCUCGCGCCCAGUCCGCGGGCCGCGCCGCCGCUCCCGCCGCUCCCGCAGCCGCCCCGCCGCCCGCCCGGAGCCCCGCGUCCCUAGGCCUGGCUCCCGCCUGCCCGAGACCCGCCCGGCCUGCCCCGCUCAGCCGCCAGAGAAGAUGCGGCUGCUCCCGGAAUGGUUCCUCUUGCUCUUUGGCCCGUGGCUCCUUAGGAAGGCCGUCAGUGCCCAGAUACCAGAGUCCGGAAGGCCGCAGUACCUGGGGCUGCGCCCCGCCGCGGCCGGAGCGGGUGCCCCCGGCCAGCAGCUCCCAGAGCCAAGGUCUUCGGACGGCCUAGGCGCGGGCCGCGCCUGGAGCUGGGCCUGGCCGACCAACCACACGGGGGCGCUGGCCCGGGCAGGGGCAGCCGGGGCGUUGCCCGCGCAGCGCACCAAGAGGAAGCCGUCCAUCAAGGCGGCGCGCGCCAAAAAGAUCUUCGGCUGGGGGGACUUCUACUUUCGGGUGCAUACCCUCAAGUUUUCGCUGCUGGUGACCGGCAAGAUCGUGGACCAUGUGAACGGUACCUUCAGUGUGUAUUUCCGCCACAACUCGUCCAGCCUGGGCAACCUCAGUGUCAGCAUCGUGCCGCCCUCCAAGCGUGUCGAGUUCGGAGGAGUCUGGCUGCCCGGGCCUGUCCCCCACCCUCUGCAGUCUACGCUCGCCCUGGAGGGGGUGCUUCCUGGGCUGGGGCCCCCGCUGGGGAUGGCAGCAGCAGCGGCGGGGCCGGGGCUUGGGGGCUCCCUCGGGGGCGCACUGGCGGGGCCGCUUGGGGGCGCGUUGGGAGUGCCUGGGGCCAAAGAGUCACGCGCUUUCAAUUGCCACGUGGAGUAUGAGAAGACAAACCGCGCGCGCAAGCACCGACCGUGCCUGUACGACCCAUCGCAGGUGUGCUUCACCGAGCACACGCAGAGCCAGGCCGCCUGGCUCUGUGCCAAGCCCUUCAAAGUCAUCUGUAUCUUCGUCUCUUUCCUCAGCUUUGACUACAAACUGGUGCAGAAGGUGUGCCCAGACUAUAACUUCCAGAGUGAGCACCCCUACUUCGGAUAGCGCCCCUCCCCAGCCAGUCCUGAGCCUCCCGCCAAAUCCCAGCCUCACUAGGUGGGACCCCCUUCCCAGUGUUCUGCCGCUCCUGUGGCCAUGUCGCCCACUCCUUCCACUCUGGGGGCGGAGGGGAACGGCUUCUCGGGACCCUCAGCUAGCGUGGGUGCCCUUUUCCUUAUGCGGAGUGCCCGCAAGGCUGGGGUAGCCCCCUCCAGUACACCCCAAAGUGAAAGGGAUAAGAGUGCAGCCCCAGAACAGGCGGGGCUUGGAGGCGGUCCCAAUGUCCCCUGGGUCCACAGUGGGUCCCCUUUUCACCCUUGGCGCUAGGCUGCGCACUCCCUUUCCCCGCAGCUUUAAUAACUCCUGGCCUGGCACCCUCACCCCACCCUGACUUUCCCAUCCCCCAGCGCUUGUCCUGCUUCACCCUACCCCGCCUAAGACUGUAAAGGCCUAAAAACCUCGGCCUGUCCUCCCACCAUUCUGCCUGCCAUAUGCCUGUCCCCUUUUCCUCCAAACCCUAUUAGGGUACCGGAAGCAGAACCCCUGGGCUGAGGCCCUGGCCCUGCCCCCGGCCCCUGCCCGCCCCCCUCCAGUCCAGGCAGUCCAGCUCCACCUGCCCUCUCCUGCUGCUUCCUCUCGGUGAUAUUUUUUCUACGCCAAAACAGACGGGAAAGGCAACAAAAUAAAGUGAAAUCCAAUACA
This is a messenger RNA of Pan troglodytes (chimpanzee), 2348 nucleotides long. RefSeq names its product neurexophilin 4 (gene NXPH4). Bases 102 to 1652 code for a protein of 516 amino acids. The record is from RefSeq and is a predicted model, not a curated record. Lineage: Eukaryota; Metazoa; Chordata; Mammalia; Primates; Hominidae. Gene Ontology annotation, molecular function: signaling receptor binding. The transcript is spliced from 2 exons.